GUAAUCUGGGGAUUAGGUCCUGUGUCUCCAAUAACAAAUGUGCUUCCUCUGUCUCUGGUGCUUCUUGUCUCUCUUAUCAAGGAAGCUUUUGAGGACUGGGGCAAGGAAAUUACAAAGAGAUUUCAAAAUGACAUGUCCAUAAACAAUAAUACUAUAGAAGUUUUGCAAGAUCAAAAGUGGGAGCCUAUACCCUGGAAAAAGUUGCAGGUUGGAGACAUUGUCAAGGUUAAACAGGAUGGAUUCUUUCCUGCAGAUCUGCUGUUCUUGGCGAGCACUAAUGCAGAUGGUGUCUGCUACAUCGAGACUGCUAAUUUGGAUGGGGAGACCAAUUUAAAGAUUAGGAAAGCAUUGGAAAAGACUUGGGAUUACGUGACACCGGAGAAGGCAUAUGAGUUUAAAGGUGAAAUUCAAUGUGAACAACCAAACAAUUCAUUGUAUACCUUUACUGGAAAUCUUAUAAGCCAAAAGCAAACAUUGCCUCUGAGUCCAAAUCAAAUUUUGUUGCGGGGUUGCAGUCUCAGGAAUACAGAGUAUAUUGUUGGGGUUGUGAUAUUUACAGGACAUGAAACAAAGGUGAUGAUGAAUACAAUGAAUGUUCCUUCCAAAAGAAGUACACUAGAGAGGAAGCUUGACAAGCUCAUAUUAACUCUAUUUGCAACUCUUUUCAUGAUGUGUUUCAUUGGAGCCAUUGGAAGAACUUCAAAUUUGAAUGAAGAACUUGGGCAGGUGGAAUACAUUUUCUCUGAUAAAACUGGAACUCUAACAAGAAAUUUAAUGGAGUUCUUCAAGUGUUCGAUUGGAGCAGAGGUCUAUGGAAAUGGUGUGACUGAAAUUGAGAGAGGAUUAGCAGAGCGCAAUGGCAUGAAGAUUGAGGAAAAUAGUUCUUCCAAAGUAAUGCAAGAGAGGGGUUUUAAUUUUGAUGACGCAAGGCUUAUGAGAGGAGCUUGGAGGAAUGAGCCUAAUCCUGAUGUCUGCAAGGAAUUCUUCAGAUGCCUUGCUAUAUGCCAUACUGUACUGCCUGAGGGUGAUGAGUCCCCUGAAAAGAUCAAAUAUCAAGCUGCAUCACCUGAUGAGGCUGCUUUGGUUAUUGCUGCAAAACACUUUGGUUUCUUUUUCUACAGACGCACACCUACAAUGAUAUAUGUUCGUGAAUCUCAUGUUGAGAAAAUGGGCAAAAUUCAAGACGUGUCUUAUGAGAUUUUAAAUGUUCUUGAGUUUAAUAGUACAAGGAAGCGUCAGUCUGUUGUAUGCCGUUAUCCUGAUGGAAGGCUUGUACUAUACUGUAAGGGUGCUGAUACUGUAAUCUAUGAGAGACUGGCUGAUGAUAGUAGUAAUAAUAUCAAGAAAAUCACCAGGGAGCAUUUGGAACAAUUUGGAUCUGCUGGAUUACGCACACUAUGCCUAGCCUACAAAGAAUUGCAUCCUGAUGUUUAUGAAAGCUGGAAUGAGAAGUUUAUCCAGGCCAAGUCUUCUCUAAAUGAUCGAGAAAAGAAAUUGGAUGAGGUGGCAGAACUUAUCGAAAAUGAUCUCAUUUUAAUUGGUAGCACAGCCAUAGAAGACAAACUUCAAGAGGGAGUACCAGCUUGCAUAGAGACUCUUCAAAGAGCUGGUAUAAAAAUUUGGGUUCUUACAGGGGACAAGAUUGAAACAGCGAUUAACAUAGCCUAUGCAUGCAACUUGAUAAACAAUGAGAUGAAGCAAUUUGUGAUUAGUUCAGAAACUGAUGCAAUUAGAGAAGUUGAAGACAGGGGUGACCAAGUAGAAAUUGCAAGGUUUAUCAAAGACGAAGUGAAAAAAGAGCUGAAGAAAUGCCUUGAGGAAGCACAGAGCUCUUUUCAUUCCCUAUCUGGACCAAAAUUAGCACUUGUAAUUGAUGGAAAAUGUCUAAUGUAUGCAUUGGAUCCAAGUUUAAGAGUGAUGCUGCUGAACCUAAGUUUGAAUUGUCAUUCUGUUGUUUGCUGUCGAGUGUCUCCUUUGCAGAAAGCACAGGUCACGAGUAUGGUUAAGAAAGGUGCACAAAAAAUAACACUUAGUAUUGGUGAUGGAGCCAAUGAUGUUAGCAUGAUUCAAGCUGCACAUGUUGGUGUUGGCAUAAGUGGGUUGGAGGGAAUGCAAGCUGUGAUGGCCAGCGAUUUUGCCAUUGCACAGUUCCGUUACCUUGCAGAUUUACUUCUUGUUCAUGGCCGAUGGUCUUAUUUGCGAAUAUGCAAGGUUGUCUUAUACUUCUUUUACAAGAAUCUCACUUUCACUCUUACUCAGUUUUGGUUUACGUUUCAAACUGGGUUUUCUGGUCAGAGAUUCUAUGAUGAUUGGUUUCAGUCAUUAUAUAAUGUUAUCUUCACAGCACUACCUGUAAUCAUUGUUGGAUUAUUUGACAAGGAUGUCAGUUCAUCUCUAUCCAAGAAGUACCCUGAACUAUACAUGGAGGGAAUAAGAAAUGUUUUCUUCAAAUGGAAAGUUGUGGCAAUAUGGGCAUUCUUUUCUGUAUACCAGUCUCUAAUAUUCUUCUAUUUUGUGAGUACAACAAAUUUAAGUGCUAAAAACUCAGCAGGCAAGAUAUUUGGACUCUGGGAUGUCAGUACAAUGGCCUUCACUUGUGUUGUGAUAACCGUCAACUUUCGACUGCUUAUGAUUUGUAAUUCGAUCACUAGAUGGCACUGCAUUAGUGUUGGUGGAAGUAUAUUAGCCUGGUUUAUUUUUAUUUUCAUAUAUUCAGGGAUUAGCACUCCCUAUGAUCGUCAGGAGAAUAUUUAUUUUGUCAUAUAUGUCUUGAUGACUACGUUCUACUUCUACGUCAUGCUACUUCUAGUUCCUGUUGCUGCACUUUUCUGCGACUUUGUUUACCAAGGGAUUCAAAGAUGGUUCUUCCCCUAUGAUUAUCAGAUUAUUCAAGAAAUGCACAGAGAUGAGCUAGAUAACACUGGUAGGGCACAGCUGCUGGAGAUAGGGAACCAGCUUACGCCAGCUGAGGCAAGGAGUUAUGCAAUAUCUCAACUCCCACGUGAGAUAUCAAAGCACACCGGUUUUGCUUUUGAUUCACCUGGGUAUGAAUCCUUUUUUGCGGCACAGCUUGGUGUAUACGCCCCACCCAAGGCAUGGGAUGUUGCAAGACGAGCUAGCAUGAGAUCGAAGCCCAAGACUGGGCACCAGAAGUAA
Sphenostylis stenocarpa is the source of this 3156-nucleotide messenger RNA. The record is from the annotation of a GenBank genome assembly. NCBI's taxonomy places the organism in Eukaryota, Viridiplantae, Streptophyta, Magnoliopsida, Fabales, Fabaceae.